AUGCAAUGUACUUGUCUCAUACUGUUCGUAUCUUUAUCGCAUGCCGCUUCAUUACCAAUCAGUGCAUUCUGCAGACGUUCUUUAUUUUUGUUGAUUUAUGUGUAUUAUGGAAUAUAUCUAUCUAAUCACUUUCUUAACUUCAGCUACGGUCUCCUGAAGGAUCUAUCUAUCUAUCUAUCUAUUUAUCUAUCUAUCUAUCUAUCUAUCUAUCUAUCUAUCUAUCUAUCUAUCUUACUCUGUUUCUAUCUAUCUAUCUAUCUAUCUAUCUAUCUAUCUAUCUAUCUAUCUUACUCUAUUCCUAUAGAUAGAUUGUUUCUACCUAUUUAUCUUACUCUGUUCCUAUCUAUCUAUCUAUCUAUCUAUCUAUCUAUCUAUCUAUCUAUCUAUCUAUCUUACUCUAUAGAUAAUCUAUUUUACUCUGUUUCUAUCUAUCUAUCUAUCUAUCUAUCUAUCUAUCUAUCUUACUCCGUUCCUAUCUAUCUCUCUAUUUACCUAUCUUACUCUGUUCCUAUAUAUCUAUAUUACUCUGUUCCUUCCUAUCUAUCUAUCUAUCUAUCUAUCUAUCUUACUCUUCUUUUUCUUUCUUUUCUUUUCUUCUCAUCGCCUACAUCUUUUUUCGAUUUAUUUUCCAUUUCUUUUUACUUUCUUUUCUUUCUUUCUUUUUUCUUUCCAUUUCUUUCUUUAUUCUUACAGUUUUUUUUCCUUCCAUUUCCUUUUCUUUCUUUCCUUUUCUAUUUACAUUUCUUUCUUUCCUUUUCUGUUUCUAUAUCUUUCUUCCUUUUCGAUUUCUUUCUUUCUUUUUCUUUUCCAUUUCUUUCUUUAUCCUUACAAUUUCUUUUCUUCAAUUUCUUUUUCUUUCCUUUUCUUUUUAUAUUUGUUUCUUUCUUUUUCUUUUCUAGAUCUUUCUUUCUUUCUUUUCUAUUUCUUUCUUUCUUUUCCAUUUCUUUCUUUCUUUUUUCUUUCUCUUUCUUUCUUUAUCCUUACAAUUUCUUUCCUUCCAUUCACCUUUCUUUCUUUCCUUUUCUUUUUCCAUUUCUUUCUUUCCUUUUCUUUUCUAUUUCUUUCUUUCUCUCCUUUUCUUUUCCAUUUCUUUCUUUCUUUCUUUCCUUUAUUUUCUUUUCUUUUUCUUUCCUUUAUUUUCUAUUUCUUUCUUUCUUUUCCUUUUCUUUCCUUUUUCUAUUUUACUUUCUUUUUUUACUUAACCCUUUUCUGUUUCCUUUCUAUUUCUUUUUUCUUUUUUUUUUUUCUCUUUCUUUCUUUAUCCUUACAAUUUCUUUCCUUCCAUUCACCUUUCUUUCUUUCCUUUUCUUUUUCCAUUUCUUUCUUUCCUUUUCUUUUUCUAUUUCUUUCUUUCUCUCCUUUUCUUUUUCCAUUUCUUUCUUUCUUUCUUUCCUUUAUUUUCUAUUUCUUUCUUUCCUUUAUUUUCUAUUUCUUUCUUUCUUUUCCUUUUCUUUCCUUUUUCUAUUUUACUUUCUUUUUUUACUUAACCCUUUUCUGUUUCCUUUCUAUUUCUUUUUUCUUUUUUUUUUUUUCUCUGGAUUUUUCACUUUUUCUCCUUAA
Molecule: messenger RNA, 1560 nt
Organism: Acanthosepion pharaonis
Lineage: Eukaryota; Metazoa; Mollusca; Cephalopoda; Sepiida; Sepiidae
Source: the annotation of a GenBank genome assembly